Molecule: messenger RNA, 855 nt
Organism: Fusarium falciforme
Lineage: Eukaryota; Fungi; Ascomycota; Sordariomycetes; Hypocreales; Nectriaceae
Exons: 2
Coding region: 1-855 (284 amino acids)
Source: RefSeq, a predicted model, not a curated record
AUGUCCGGUCCCUCCAACAACAUUGCUACCUACGAGCACCUCCAACGCGAGCCGGCUUCCAGGGACCUCUUCAGCAACAGGAUCACACGACUACAAGGUCUACGCAAUGCGCUCAAGGACUCGGCUUUCCUCGUGAUAGAUACAGAACAUGUCGCCAUCACGAACGAAAAGGACCGCAUCCUCCAUCAAGUCGGUCUCGCAUAUUUCCCAGCACCGGCACCAGAUUCAACGACGUCACCCAAUACCGACCGCCCGAAUCUCCGAGACAUUUGCGCAGCGAAGCAACUUAAAGGCCUAACUCUCAACAUCAAGAUAGACCAAGGCAGACAAGACGGUCUUGUUCGCACUGGGGGGCAUCUCGGCAUGCCAGUUCGCCGCGCUCAUCGCUUUGGCCAGGAGCGACAAGUUGACCUCGAAGACCUCGAAGCUGCCAUUCUGGAUUUCAUCCAGAGCUGCGACAAGAAGGCAAACCUCGUGAUGAUUGGGUUUGGGAUGGCAGCCGAGUGGGAAUACUUCCCGCAAGCGAUGCGCUUCUUUUCAGCCUGGGCGGAUCUUCGUGACAUUGCCAAAGAUAUAGCGCCACCUGGCAGGGGGGAUCUCGGCGGUGGCGUUGCUGACAACGCCGGAGAUGAUGCCGUGGCCACUUGCGCUCUGGCUGGUGCACUUCUCCUUCCAGAAAACCAGCAGAAGCUCAGGCUUCGACAAGAAUGUGGCCGUAUCGCUGGAAUUUUCACCAAGAAGAAGGGUUUCCAGGUCCCUAACAGCAAGGAGCAUCCUUUCACCGCAACGAUCCGUUCCCAAGGGCCACUUCCACGCUCUCAAUUCAGCGAUGAAACUGGCCCGUCGGUUCUUUAA